UUUUUAAUAAUAAUCACAGCUUCAAAUUUAUUUCCUAAUUUUCUCUUCAUCUAGGGUUCCAAUUCAUGAACAAAACCUACUGAUCCAAACCCAAACAACGAACACCACUACAAGUCGUUAAACCAGCAUGGACCAGCAAGGUCAUGGGCAGACCCCUGCAGCGGGCAUUGUUGGUAGUGCAGCUGCGGUUCCGUAUGGUAUAGCCGGUUAUCAACCUAAUCAAAUGUUGGGAGCCUCGGCUCCUGGGUCGGCUGGCUCAAUUCAAUCCCCUACUCAGGCUGCAGGCACCUCUGCCCCGUCAUCUCAGCUGGCACAACACCAACUUGCUUAUCAGCACAUCCACCAACAACAGCAGCAGCAAUUGCAACAACAACUCCAGCGCUUUUGGUCAAACCAGUAUCAAGAAAUCGAGCAGACUACAGAUUUCAAAAACCAUAGCCUACCAUUGGCCAGGAUCAAGAAGAUUAUGAAGGCAGACGAGGAUGUUAGGAUGAUAUCAGCUGAAGCUCCAGUAGUAUUUGCUAGGGCCUGUGAAAUGUUCAUUCUAGAGUUGACGCUGAGGUCGUGGAACCACACUGAGGAAAACAAGAGGAGGACCCUUCAGAAGAAUGACAUCGGAGCAGCUAUUACGAGGACCGAUAUAUUCGAUUUUCUGGUUGAUAAGAGAGAGGAUACAAAAGAUGAGGUUCUUGCAUCUGUUCCAAGAAUUGAAGGUCCAGCCGAGGGCAUACCUUACUAUUACAUGCCACCUCAGCUCAAUCCCCAGGCCAGUGCUCCGGGUAUGACUUCCGGUAAGCCUGUUGUGGACCACACCUUUUACGGCCAAAACCCUCACCCUUAUGCUGGUCAGCCGGUAUGGCCACCACCACAGCAGCCGCCUUCGGAUUUGUAAAUGUUACCUUAAUAGCUACUUAAGAGCUUAAAGGACUGUGCAAGUGAAUUGAUCAU
Hibiscus syriacus is the source of this 948-nucleotide messenger RNA. Its product is annotated as nuclear transcription factor Y subunit C-3-like. The coding region runs from base 128 to 892 and encodes 254 amino acids. Gene Ontology annotation, cellular component: nucleus. NCBI's taxonomy places the organism in Eukaryota, Viridiplantae, Streptophyta, Magnoliopsida, Malvales, Malvaceae. The record is from RefSeq and is a predicted model, not a curated record. Gene Ontology annotation, biological process: regulation of DNA-templated transcription. Gene Ontology annotation, molecular function: DNA-binding transcription activator activity, RNA polymerase II-specific; protein heterodimerization activity; DNA binding. The transcript is spliced from 2 exons.